This is a messenger RNA of Symsagittifera roscoffensis, 1690 nucleotides long. RefSeq lists its product as uncharacterized. Gene Ontology annotation, molecular function: transmembrane transporter activity. The transcript is spliced from 9 exons. Gene Ontology annotation, cellular component: membrane. NCBI's taxonomy places the organism in Eukaryota, Metazoa, Xenacoelomorpha, Acoela, Convolutidae. The record is from RefSeq and is a predicted model, not a curated record. Gene Ontology annotation, biological process: transmembrane transport. The coding region runs from base 230 to 1690 and encodes 486 amino acids.
ACCACGUGUUACCACGGUUUGGCUCUAUUUGACUUGUACAUUUACUCUAUUGAACUUAUUCAUUGUCUGCUGGAUGAAACAAACAAGUUAAAUUCUGACAUGUUAUUUAUAAAAUGUGGCAAGAAUUUCCUAAAACCGACGAUUACUUCAAUCGUAUUAGGUUUUUUAUUGAAAAAGUUUCGCGCCAAUAGCUGUUAGAAAUACUAACGGUACCAGUUGAACUCCCAAAAUGGAUCCCUCCGGAGCCAUGAAUUAUAACCAGGGUGACGUUACCUUGAGUGCCCCGGGUCUGCAUCAGACGAAGGUGUACCAUAUAUGGGCAAUGGGAGUCGGGGCAGUCAUUGCCGGCGACUUCUUUGGCUGGCAGUCGUCACUUGUCGGUGGAUUUCUGGGUGCGUGUAUCUCUCUGGGACUGGUGACAGUACUGUACCUGCUGCUUAGCCUGUGCAUAGCUGAGCUGGCCUCGUUCAAACCAGACGCAGGGGGUCCAUACACCUAUGUCUCUGCUCUAUUGGGACCCAACUUGGGCUUCCUCAGUGGGCUUUGUGAGGCCCUGAAAGUUAUCACAGUGGGGGGAGUGGGCAUAUACGCCAUUGGAUCGUACAUGGUGCAGAUAACCGACACGGAUCCCUCUUGGCAACCCCUCUGGUGGCUUGCCUUCGUCCUCUUCUUCACACUGGUGAAUGUGGUCGGACUCAAGUUCUCUUUCCACGUGGAACUAGCCAUCACCCUCAUCUCUGUGACUGUGCUCGUGGUGUUCUAUCUAGGAGCCAUUCCCAAAUUCAAUUUCGACAAGUGGGUGCUCGGAAAUUGCGACUCAGACGAUCUUUCAGGCAACUCCUCGGCAUGUCCUCAACGCUGGCUCUAUCCAAACGGACUAGAUGGGCUGUCAGCCGGAGUAUCUUUUGCCCUCUGGUUCUACCUGGGCAUAGAAGAGAUCCCCAUGGUGGUGGGGGAGGGGUCAGAUGACUCAAAGAAGGUGGUCGUGGGCAUACUCUCAGCUAUGGCUACUUUGACAGUGUUGUCUGGGUGUACUUUGCUGUUUAGCUGUGCCAUAGAGCCGGGUGCCUAUGCUAUUUCAACUGACAACUCGCCGCUGCUCACUGGCUACCGCACUAUAGUAAAUCAUGGCAAUUGGUUCGAGUACUUCUCCUGGGUCAUUGUGGUGGGAUUCGUGGCAAGUUGUAUGUCUUUCCUCCUUUGCGCCGGAAGACUUCUUUUCGCCAUGUCCAGGGACGGACUUCUGCCGGCUCCUCUGUCACGUCUGUUGCCCAAAGCAGACACUCCGUAUAUCGCGCUGAUUACGUCAUCGGUGCUGAGUUACGCAAUAACUGCCUUAUUGUAUUGCAUAACAGGUGGAGACGAUCAAGUAGGAUCUGCACUGAUCAAUAUGGCGUUGUUUGGUGCUCUCGUUUCAUAUUUCCUGCAAUGUGCGUCACAUAUCAAGCUCGUGAUGAAAUACCCCAACAGGACAUGCUACAAAUCGCCCUUCGGAAUUCCAGGCACAGUUGUCUGUCUAUUUUUAUGCCUCUUAUCUUAUGCGUGCAUCAUCAAAGAGGGCUUGAAAUCAUUAAUUUUUCUGUAUUCCCUGAUCGGUGCUAUUCUAUGUGUCUUAUUGGGCAUGGCAUAUCACUUUGUUAAACUUAACGUGCAAAAAAGAAGGGUUGAAAAUUAUGAUAGUCUUAACUGA